AUGGUGUGCAAACACAAGGCUAUGCGCCAAGAAGACUGGCUGAUGCCUGAAAUCAUGCCCAACACGCCUCGUCAGAUGUUCACAAUUUUAGAUCCUUACUGCGCCAAAACGCUUUAUCAUCAGAUUCUUAUCGGCCUCUAUUUCUCUUCAUUGGAACGCUCGGCCAAAUUGCAAACCUGCGGUCUCUGCCGUGCUAUUUACCGUAUGGUUCAGUAUGCGGAUGAAGCCGAAGACGCGGAGUUCUUCUUCAUCGACGAGGACAUUGGGUUGAAUCAUGGCGACUCUCCCCCAUUUCUUUUAAUUGACUUCCUACAAAUGGAUCUCUAUUUUCAGAUCCGAAAUCCGGAGGUCAUUUCAAGAUCUACAUUUCGCCAUAGCAAUCAAGAAGCGACGGCCCCAACGGAUGUACGGGAGCACGUCGAUCAUGCACUCGAGGCCGAAUGCAGCGACGCUUCUACAGGAAGCGAUGCUAGCAUGGCGCAGAUGAAAUCAUGGAUCAAAAUUUGCGAAAACGACCACCAGAUCUGCGGAGAAAAGGUUUCUAAGUCAUUUUCCACCUACCCAAAACGACUUCUUGAUGUGUCCCAGGCUGCGACUGGAUUAGUCUUUCUGGUACUGUCAGAAGAGAGCAAUCUACACAUCACUAGAUCGCGAUAUGCGACUCUCAGUCAUCGCUGGAAGCCCGGCCACUCCUGCAGUACAAAUUCUUCAACAGAACGUAAAUACGCCCAGGACGGCAUCGCGGUGAACACGCUCACAAAAACAUUCCGGGAUGCCGUGAUUACGACUCAGAAACUUGGCCUGAGAUAUCUAUGGAUUGACUCGCUCUGUAUCAUCCAAGAUCUCGAUGAUGAUAAGGUACAUGAGAUACCCAAGAUGGCCGACUAUUACCAAAAUGCAGAUUUCAAUAUUGCAGAAUCAACUGAACAAACUGACGCUGGACUCUUUUACGAUCGCGAUGGACAGGCGAAUCGACCCUUGCGUCUUCCUGUCACCAUCAAUACACCUGACCUUCCAAUCACGACACGAAAAGUGAUUUUGGAAUUGUCUCCGAUCUUACGAGCGCCUGCCUCACAUCUUGACAGUCGAGGAUGGAUCUUGCAAGAGAGGAUAUUCCCGCGAAGAACAUUUUUCUUUGACCCUUACUGGGUUUCUUUUGAAUGCGCGGAGAUGAGUGCAUCUGAGAGUUGCCCCCGAGGUGUCAAGAAAAACAUUGGGACCAGUUCAAGCCAGCUGGAGAUGGACAUGGCAACGAUAGUGUCUAGGGAUGCCUCAUUGAGUACAAUGGGAGGAAUUCUUCGAACACAAUACAAGUCAACCUUUGAGGGUCACCAGUUAAGUGACGCGGAACGUACUCAAGUUUUGCAUAUGUGGUUCACUGUUCUCACUGAAUACUGUUCCCGAAACCUUACAUUCGAGUCUGACCGUCUCAAUGCAAUAUCUGCUCUAGCAACGAGACUGUCACAGAUCCUCCAAGAUGAAUAUGUGUCGGGGGUUUGGAGGAGGAAUCUUCUCGAAUCUCUCUGGUGGAGUGUCUCCAAUGCGCCUCAUCAUCAUCUACCCGUUCGUUUCAAGAACUCUGGCGUACCGACGUGGUCUUGGGCAAGUUUGGCCUACACUGACAAGGCCCCAAGAAAUGUCAGAAGACCAUUCGACUUCUUCGAGGCACCCUCUGUCAAGCCGCACGUCCAAGUACGAGAUAUUUCAAGUGCUCCCAGAGCCAAGAUCACUCUCUCGGGCGGUCUACUUCGUGGAUAUAUGUAUCUGACAGGCAACGAAGAUGACUACACAGAGCUAGUCACUGUGACUGAGGGUUUAAGAAGCAGGCCAAAAUACCAGCAGAACCGGCACCUCUAUGAUGGCACAGCGGAAUGGCGUAUGCAUAUUUGUGCUACGAGCUCAGGCCAACGCGAUCGCGUCACUUUACAAGUUUUCCCAGAUGAAUCUGAUAUAACUGAAGGCUUUGUUUACUUGCUCCCUCUUGCCGAAGCGACAGGUUCGGGGGCCUGGGAGGAGGGUAGAAUGCCGCCCACGAUUGAAGAUGGCUUGCUUUUUGGCUUGGUUCUAAAGGAAAACCCUGAUGGAACCUUCCGGAGGGUAGGCUCCGUGCAAACAAGGGCAGAUCUUCUCAUGGCGACAAAUGCUCGUCGUGUAGUUCUUGUUUAG
Fusarium poae is the source of this 2166-nucleotide messenger RNA. RefSeq lists its product as uncharacterized. Bases 1 to 2166 code for a protein of 721 amino acids. The record is from RefSeq and is a predicted model, not a curated record. The transcript has 4 exons. Lineage: Eukaryota; Fungi; Ascomycota; Sordariomycetes; Hypocreales; Nectriaceae.